AAUUUAGAAAGCGAAAAACAACAUCAAGUUUCCUUUUCGCUUAUCUCAUAACUCGCGAAGUGACCUACGCUUUAUCUACAUUGAAACCGAACGCAAGCCGCAAUAGAAAACAAAUACAAUAUCCACCCCACGACGUCCCCACUGGUUGCUCGAGUGUGUUGGCCAAAGUUUGUGCGGCGUGCGAUCGAUCGGUGCGCGCGCAACUACCCGCUCGUAUAAAAACCCCAGCGCAUACCCCCGAUCAGCACAAUCGCUGACGAACGCCGCGCGUUGCCGCUCGCCUGGGGCGCUUUCUCUUCUCUUCUUUAUUCGUCUGUCUUCUAUGCCGCGUGGGUGGGCCGUCUGAUGCCGGCGCCGCGAUGCCGCGCUGCCUCAUGGCCAAGAAAUGGAAGGCGGCUCCUGCGGCGGAGCUGGAGGAGACCGACGAGGAGAUCGACGUGGUGGGGGACGGGCGCGGCCGGAGCCCCGCGCCCGCCGCCACGGCGCCGGGGCCUCCGCCGCGCGACCCCGAGCCCACGCUCCUCUACAACGGCUACACCGAGGAGCAGCCUUCCUCGCAGUUCACCGCGCAGCUGCCGAGCGAGGUGAGCGCCACGGCCGACGCCUCCCCGCCGCUCUCCUACGCCCUUCUGCAACUGUCCGCCUCCCCCGAGCCCUUCCUCCACGUGCAGCUUCAGUCUUCUUCUCCUCCCCCGCCACCGGCGAGCGGCAAGUCCAUCUCCAUGUGCUACACGAGCACGGGCGCUCUACUCUCUCUCCCGCCCAAAAAGAAGGACAUCUACCGCCCCUACUGCCUCGAGAACCGCGCCGCACAUCUCCAUCGCGCGGAAGAAGACCUCAACGCGGCCCACGCCAUCCUCGACCUCAGCCAACACGCGGUAUUCCUCACCACCCCACCCCGGGUCGACCCCGCGCCCCCCGAGCCGCCGCCGCCACCGCCGCCGCCUCCUGAGCCCGUAGCUGCGGAACAGAGCCCCGAAAGACCACGAGAAACCGUCGCGUACACCUACGACGCCUUUUUUGUCAGCGACGGCCGAUCAAAACGACGAAACUAUGUAAAUUCGCCCGUCGAAGCGCCACCGCAACCCGAACCGAAAUCUAAGUACACCUGCAGCGAGUGCGGAAAACGGUACGCGACUUCCUCGAACUUGUCGCGACACAAGCAGACACACCGCAGUCUUGACUCGGUAUCGGCGAAGCGCUGCGGCGAGUGCGGCAAGGCCUACGUUUCUAUGCCGGCGCUGGCGAUGCACGUGCUAACGCACCAGCUGUCGCACGUGUGUGGCGUGUGCGGGAAGCUGUUCUCGCGGCCGUGGCUGCUGCAGGGGCACCUACGCUCGCACACGGGCGAGAAGCCGUACGGCUGCGCGCACUGCGGCAAGGCGUUCGCGGACCGCUCCAACCUCCGCGCGCACAUGCAGACGCACUCCUCCGAUAAGAACUUCGAGUGCUCGCGCUGCCACAAGACAUUCGCACUGAAGAGCUACCUCAACAAGCACCAGGAGUCGGCGUGCGUGCGCGACGACGAUUCCCCGCAGCCCGAGCCCGCCGAGUCGGGCUAGCGCACGCGCACACGCAACUAGGGACCGUAACCGCCGUAUGGUUUACAACUAAACGUAAAGUAUUAAUAUGAAUUUAGAUAAUAGCGUAAUAUAAAUUUACAAAUUUUAAACUAGGAGCGAGCGUUCGGCGACCUGCUCGUGAUCUGUGGCCUCCAGAACUCGGCACUCGUGUAUUAAAUAAGAAUUUUGGUUGUGCUGCAACGUAAACACGAGCAAUAUAAAAGCAAUAUUUUGUGGAUCGUCCCGACAGCGGAAGAUAGUUUAGUCGUAUUUUGAUUUACUUAGUACGAGUGAAUGAGUGUGUAGGUGGCGAGUGUGGGGCCGCGUCGAGGAGGCGCGGGGAGGCGGCGCCGGCGCCGCGAUACUCGAGCAACGUUUCGCAAACAACGAAUAACGUACGACCCCGUAGGCCGCCCCGCGGCAGUAGGCCGUAGCGUCAGACGUCCCGAUACGUUAAACAUUUACCUAUAUGUAUGUACUCGUCGAUAAAUAUACCCUUAUAUACAUAGUAUUGAAAUAUGGAUGAAACUAAUAUCUUUUGUAGGUGAUUUUUACAACCGCUACGUAGGUUAGAGAUAGGGUGUAAGUUAGCCGAGGAGUCGACAGAGCAAGGAAAACGUCUCCGUCUCGUGUUCCGGGGACUGUCAGAGCCGAGUUCGCAGGAUCAGACAUGAACCGACACUGAGGUGUACUCGCCUCUGACAGUUUGUCCGGUUGUCCCUCGGUAUGAAACUUGCCAAAACUUUCCGUCCGAAGGCGCUCACGUGCCGCGCCCGGCCGCGGCAGUGCCUUAGCGGCGACGCGUCGCGCCGCUCCACCGCUCCCCGACAGUCGCUCCUUCAGGGUGGAAAGCUCCGAGAAUCCCUGACCUUUAACUUAUCAUUCGAGUAACGAUGUCCCCAUGAUGCGUUGUAACCAACAGGGUGUCCAAAUUAAAAUACCGACCGAUCUAACACUUUCGUUGAGGACAAAAAAGCU
Cydia splendana is the source of this 2540-nucleotide messenger RNA. RefSeq names its product transcriptional repressor scratch 2-like. Gene Ontology annotation, molecular function: DNA-binding transcription factor activity, RNA polymerase II-specific; RNA polymerase II cis-regulatory region sequence-specific DNA binding. Bases 360 to 1562 code for a protein of 400 amino acids. The record is from RefSeq and is a predicted model, not a curated record. Lineage: Eukaryota; Metazoa; Arthropoda; Insecta; Lepidoptera; Tortricidae. The transcript is spliced from 2 exons. Gene Ontology annotation, biological process: regulation of DNA-templated transcription.